This is a messenger RNA of Stomoxys calcitrans (stable fly), 1351 nucleotides long. Its product is annotated as protein lifeguard 1. Gene Ontology annotation, cellular component: membrane. The transcript has 4 exons. Lineage: Eukaryota; Metazoa; Arthropoda; Insecta; Diptera; Muscidae. Bases 292 to 1107 code for a protein of 271 amino acids. The record is from RefSeq and is a predicted model, not a curated record.
AGUUUUACGCUACGACACGAUUAAAUAAAUAAUUCAGUGUUUUCUUGGUUAUUUCUCUAAUUCCGAGCUUGGGAUAACUGGGAUAAUUGAGAUCUAAAUACAUUUUCAUAAUUAUUGACGGCUACUAUAAAAGAAAAUGUUUUAAAUUUUAGAAACAGAGAAGUCGCUAAGUGAUUCAACUUCUACAUUGACCCUUCGUGCCGACUAAAUCAAUAAUUCAGUGUUGUAGGCUUCACUUCCAAGCUAUAGAGACAAUAAUCUGUUUAAUUUAAGACGGAGAAGACUAUUGAGAUGAGUCAACAAAAUGAGUAUGGGCUGCAAUCUGAGUUUUCGACCCAACAAGACCAAUCUACAGGAUGGAAGAAUCCCUCUACUGUCAACACUCCUUCCGGCGGCAGCGGAGAAUUUUUGGAUCCAGAAAAUUUACAGCCAAAGAACUUUUCUUUUAACGAGGAGAGUGUUCGUAAAGGAUUCAUUCGUAAAGUCUAUCUUAUAUUAAUGGGACAGCUGUUUUUUACAUUUGGAGUGGUGUCUCUAUUUUUGUUUCAUAAACCAACUUUAGAGUUUACCCAACACCAUCCAGAAAUAGUUCUAGUGGCUUGUAUCACAACCUUAGUUGUUGUAAUAUCAAUGGCGUGUUGCGAGUCAGCACGGCGAACGUUCCCAGUAAAUUUCAUAUGUCUUGGAGUUUUCACAUUGGCAGAGUCAUUUUUAGUAGGCUCUAUAGCUGGACGAUACAAUUCCGAGUCGGUCUUUUUGGCGAUCGGUAUAACUGCGAUACUAUGUCUUGCAUUAACAAUAUUUGCAAUGCAAACAAAAUAUGAUUUUACUGUUUGCGGAGGGAUGCUUUUGGCUGCUAUGGUUUGCUUACUGUUGUUUGGCAUUGUGGGUUUGUUUUGGAGAACACACAUCAUGCAAACCAUUUACGCUGGCUGUGGCGCUAUGUUAGCAUGUAUAUUUCUUAUAUACGAUACUCAAAUAAUGAUGGGGGGCGAUCAUAAAUACAGCAUUAGCCCGGAGGAAUACAUAUUUGCCGCUCUUAAUCUGUACAUGGAUGUAGUCCGAAUAUUUAUAUAUGUUUUGCAAUUGAUUGGAAACAAAAAGUAGACCGCUUUCGCAAUUCUAAAGACUCAAGCUUAUGUUAUUUUUAGGAACUAUUUGUCAUUUGCCACGUAAUCGAUAAGCAACAUCAAACAAAGCUUGCAAAAAACUUUGAAAUAGAACUAAAGCGAAGUUAUAAAAUUCUUGGCAAUUUAUGACCGAUUCUUGGCAAUUUAUGAACUGUAAUAUAUUUUUAAAUAUUAAUAAACAAAAACAAACAAAUAAUUUUGUUUAUUUGUUAUAAGGUUAA